Messenger RNA from Limanda limanda (common dab), 546 nucleotides. RefSeq lists its product as uncharacterized. The record is from RefSeq and is a predicted model, not a curated record. Bases 1 to 546 code for a protein of 181 amino acids. NCBI's taxonomy places the organism in Eukaryota, Metazoa, Chordata, Actinopteri, Pleuronectiformes, Pleuronectidae. The transcript is spliced from 2 exons.
AUGCCUUCCCUGCACCACGGAGCUAUCCUCAUCGGAGCCUUCCUCAUUGUGACCGGGGGAUCCACAGCCUUCCUGGCCUCGUCCCAGAGCCGCCUGCAGGCUUUCUCCCUCUGCUGCGUGGUGCUGGGGGUGGUCAUGCUCAUCCUGGGGCUCUUCUGGGCAGUGAACAGUGCCGUGAACUACAACCACCCGGACUUCGACCCAGAGUGCCCACAUUAUCCAUAUGACAACCCCAACUUUGGCAGCCAUCCCCUCUUCACACCCCCAGGGAGCCGCUUCCCAGAGUCCCAGUCAGUGUUUCUGCCCAGAACGAUGGAACGCCAAAGGCAUGGAACUCGUGGCGAGGAGUUCGACUACCCUCCGAUGGACUCUGGUGGUUUCAGUCCAACGCCUCACCCUCCUUCUUGGCUGGGACCCCCGCCUCCCUAUGAGGUUGCCAUCAAGACCACGUGCAGCUCCACACACCUGCGGCGUGCGUACUCAGACACGCACUUGGCGACAGAGCUGCUGUCUGGACGCUCAAGAGAGAUCAGCUUUGAGGUGUGA